AUGCUUUCUCAACGAGCUCUUCUUCUUCAGAAUUCAUUUAAAAAUAUUUUACACCGUUAUGCAUCAUCAUCAACAACAAGUUUAGUAAAUGUUUCAACUAGUCAUGAUAAUCAAAUUUGUCGUAUUAAAUUAAAUAAUCCACGUCAACGCAAUAUUCUUUCCUUUGCAAUGAUGAAUGAUUUAAUGAAAGCUAUUGUGGAGAAUGAGCAACGUUCACGUGUUAUUAUUCUUACAGCUGGCGAUCAGACUGUAUUUAGUUCUGGUCAUAGUCUCAAAGAAUUAGCUGAAUUAAGUAAAAAAAAUGCAAGUGCUUCGGUUUUUGAUCGAUGUACUGAACUUAUGUUAAAAGUUCGUCAUUUAUCUAUACCUGUUAUUGCUGAAGUAUUUGGUCUUGCUGCAGCUGCUGGUUGUCAACUUGUAGCAAGUUGUGAUAUUGUAGUAGCAGGUGAAAAUGCUUCAUUUUCUGUUCCCGGUGUUAAACAUGGAUUAUUUUGUAUUACACCAGCUGUUGCUGUUCGUGAAUCGAUUACAAAUCCAAAAUUGUCUUCUUUAAUGUUAUAUACUGGCGAACCAAUAUCAGCAAAAGAAGCUUAUGAGCAUGGUCUUGUUAGUCGUAUUGUUGGUGAGAAUGAUUUAGAACGUGAAACAAAUAAAAUUGCUGAACAGAUUUGCGCACACAGCCGACCUGUGGUUGCUGUUGGAAAAAAAUAUUUACAAAUGAAAGAUGAAAAAGAUAAUUUACUGAAUGAUUAUAAAAUCGCAACACAAGGUAUGGUUGAAAAUCUUCAUCUGAAAGAUACUCAAUAUGGACUUGAAUCAUUUAUUAAAAAAACACGUCCAGUAUGGUCUCAUCAAAAUGACACAAUUUAA
Molecule: messenger RNA, 870 nt
Organism: Adineta steineri
Lineage: Eukaryota; Metazoa; Rotifera; Eurotatoria; Adinetida; Adinetidae
Source: the annotation of a GenBank genome assembly